CUGCUUUUACUGCAGCGUCUAGCAGUUUGAAACAGUGCUUUUAAACAGUAGAGUGGGUACUUACAGAUUGAAGGAUUACGUUGCGUUACAGAGGAACAAAUACCUUUAAAACACUCACUGAGAAGAUGUCAUCCGAUGAAGGGGAGCACAAUAGUCCAGUUUUACCAAGAGAUUCAGACCGAGGCAGCUCCGUUUCCUCUGUGCUUCAGGACGAGUAUGAAGAACUUCUUCGAUAUGCUGUCGUGACUCCUAAAUAUGAACCGAGUUUCCCAUCACAGCCGUUGAGCUCAACUCAACUCUCCAAGAGUUUACAGCAUACGACUAAAAGAGAAACACCUGCUCAACACACUGCAGAUAAUGAAGUGCACUCAAACAACGGGGCUAUGCCAACUCCGUCAUUAGAAGAAUCCAGACCACAAAGUCGAACAUCCGAGGCUGAGAGCAUGGCAGACAGGCCUGUGUCAUCUGAGGAAAGAUCAGCGAGGUCGCAGACUGGAUCAGACAGAUCAGGACAAAGCAGCCCUGAUGCUCUGACCACCGUCAUGACUGAGAUGUUCAUCUCAGAGGAGAACCUGAACAAGAUGGAGAACAUUUUGGACACCUGGACCACAAACCUUAAGAGUAAUGUGAUGAUGGAGCUGAGGAAGUGGAAACUGGCCUUUGUGGAGCAGCACAGACUGCAGCUUAAGAAGGAGAGGGAGAAACAUGCAGCCCAUAUGGCUGCUGUAAAUGCUGAGAUGGAUGGUCUGAAAGACCUGCUCAACACCUACAAGAUCUCUAACCAGAGAAAAGAUGAGGUGAUCGUGAAUCUGAGCAGGGCGGUUGACAGGCAGAGGGAGAAGCUGGAGCUGAUGAGGAGUUUCACCCAGUGGAGACUACAGCAGUGUGCAGCCAGAGAGGAGGCUCAGGGGGGCAGACUGGCGGAGCAGCACUAUCAUUUGCAGCUCAAGAGGAAGGUGUGGGCAGGCUGGCACUCACUCAUCCAGAACAGGUGGCGGGAGCGUGUGGAGAGAGCAUGUUGUGCCAGAGCAGAGGACGUCUGCAUGCAGCUCUCUACAGACUACGAGACCAAGAUGGCACAGUAUGUAGAGGAGCUCCAGAAAGCUCAAGCUGAAAUCCACAGGCUGCACACGGAGCGAGAGCGCUAUGAGGACUCUAUGAAGAAAGCUUUCAUGCGUGGGGUCUGUGCUCUCAACAUCGAGGCCCUUAGCAUGUUCAACACUGGAGAAGCGGGUAGACUGGACCAUGUCUUCCUGCAAUGUGCCAUGCGCUGCAGACAGGAUGAGGAGAAGAGUUGUUGA
Sinocyclocheilus grahami is the source of this 1301-nucleotide messenger RNA. Its product is annotated as centrosomal protein POC5-like. The transcript is spliced from 10 exons. Lineage: Eukaryota; Metazoa; Chordata; Actinopteri; Cypriniformes; Cyprinidae. Gene Ontology annotation, biological process: eye photoreceptor cell development. Gene Ontology annotation, cellular component: photoreceptor connecting cilium. Bases 126 to 1301 code for a protein of 391 amino acids. The record is from RefSeq and is a predicted model, not a curated record.